CUUAAAUUGUUUCGUGAAAUAAUUACGUUGUGAUUUAACGUUAUUCGAAUAGUUUUGAAUUUAAUGCUUUAUUAUAAUAUAAUUUAUUGCUAUAAUGCUAAGAAGUCGAAACAGUGAGCACAAUGUCUGAAGAACAGUAAGCACUAACAAGCCCGCCAUUCGAAGUUUGCUAACGGUUCCCGGGCGGGAAACCGCAUAAUUCUGUAGUUGCACUAGAGUUGAGAGCGCACUACGGCUUUGCAAGUGUUUGUGAGUGCUGUGAAUGAUCCGACGAGCUACGAUCUGAACUGUAAUAGAUGAGUAACAUCGAAACGAAAGGUCAAAUAACAGGAGAUGGAUACUCACUCUUUGGAACGAACACGUCACACCCCUGCAGCCAGGAAUCAUAUCGUGUAUACUGACCAUAAAGGACGAAAGAUUCCUUAUGCCGACAAGAUCAGUCCGGAGCCGAUUCUCAACAACAAUGCGAGCCGGGACACAAAAGCGGAUUCGAUCAGGAACAGUUAUAAUAGCCAAUUCAAAGUUGGCAUUUACGGCUGGCGCAAGAAAUGUCUUUACAUUCUUGUGAUGGCACUCAUGCUUAUGAUGAUCGUGAACCUUGCACUUACGCUGUGGGUUUUAAAAGUUUUAGACUUUAACUCGGAAGGAAUGGGACAACUUCAAAUUGUUCCCGGAGGAUUACAACUCCUUGGGCAGGCUCUGGUCCUCGACUCUUUGUUUGCAUCCAGCAUCAAAUCACGGCGAGGCUUCCCGAUCUCGAUAGAAUCUUCUAGAAACUUCACUGUAUCUAUAAGAGACGCUCAUGGUAUUGUGCAGAGCAGAUUAUAUUUAGGUCACGACCGUCUAGAAGUGGAUGUCGGUCGGUUAGAAGUACGUGACUCGCGAGGGUCCUUGUUGCUGGGAGCCGGAGAAGACAGUGUGACCGUGGGGGCAGAUAACUUGGUGAUAGCCAGCCCUGCCGGCGCGGUGUUCAACACCGCGAUACAAACUCCGCUUGUUAAAGCCCCACCGUCUAAACACUUGAUGUUAGAAUCUCCGACGAGAUCAUUAGAGAUGCACGCCUCGCAGAGCAUCGGCUUAGAGUCUCGAGCCGGCGACAUCACUGCAAGCUGUCUAACUACAUUCCGACUGCGAUCUGUCGCGGGAGCGAUUCGCUUGGACGCCCCAAGUAUAUACUUGCCAAAACUGAAGUCUGCUCUGCCCCUACCAUCGUCCGUGCCCCAUAGCCACGAUCCCCACCAUCAAAACAUCUACCAGCUCUGCGCAUGCGCAAACGGUAAACUAUUUCUUGCGCCACCACAUACAGUUUGCGCGGCGCGAGAAGAAAGUCUCAUUUGCCGAUGAUGUCGAAUUCCAUAUUGUCAAUUAUUGUAAAAUUAGAUAUUAGCUAGGGGUGGGUUGUAUUACAUUUUUCAUUCCCCUUUCCAAUUGCUUAAAAAGUUUUUAAAUUGGCGAGAUUUUCACAGAUUUUUCGCUUGUCAUUAUUUUAACUGAAUGUUUUGCCUUACACAAAGAACAAAGACUGUGACAGUUGUGAACUCGGCAAAAAAUAGCGGCUAACAGCUAUCCUGUAUUUUUAGCAACACACGCACAUUUAAACAAAGUGACUGACGUAUAACGAGUGUAAGAAGAAGCUGUCAUGUACACUAAAGUAAUAAACCUGGCAUGUUAUCAUGCGUUGCCUAACAGCAACAGGAUCUAUCUAGACGUAUAAAUUAUCUAAGGUUGCUUGUAUCUAAAGUGCAUUGUAUUCAAAUAUCUAAAGUGUAAAUAAAAUGUGAUAAUAUUUAUAAAUGGAACACUUAUUGCAUGUGUAACUACCAACUGCGAUUCACAUACUUUGCAGAAACUGGCUUUUAUUAUGAGAACACAUUUUAUUAACUUUGAAGAACUUCUACAGCUCAAAGUUUUCCUUCCAAUGCAAUAAAUUGAAAUUGAGUUUUGCUGAAGUAAAAUAAAUUACAUGAAAUCGAUUAAUUUUUAUGAAUAACUCGCGCUUGACCAAAAAAUAACUACACCAAAAUUGUGAACACAAAGAAGACGAAUAUAGUUCGUAAGACAGUUUUUCUGUAUCUAUUGUGGAUUAGAAUUUACCAAUACUGUCCCACUUAAAAUAAAACGUAGUAUAUAUUAUGUAAUAUACCUACGCCAAAAUAAACUGGCAUAUUUUGUAUCAGGUACAGUUUUAAGAUGAAAAGAGAAAAUUCAGCAAAUGAUCUGUAAUUGUAUGAGUAGUUCUAGCACUUAAGUGCGCUCUUAUUUAUGUAUAGAUUAAACAUAACUGUCUCAAAAAAAACAGUAUCAAAGUGUCAGUUAUUUUAAGGUAUUUCAUAAGAGUUUUUACCAGUUAAGGUUAUGGGAGGCUCUUGCACAGGAUGCCGGCUAGUUUAUGGAUACCACAACGGCGCCUAUUUCUGUGAAUCAGUAAUGUGUAAACAUUACUGUGUUGGUCUGAAAGGCGGUGUAGCUAGUGAAAUUACCGCGAAAAUGAUACUUAACAUCUUAUGUCUCAAAGUUACCAGCACAAUUGUAGUGCCACUCAGAAUUUUUGGGUUUUUCAAGAAUCCUGAGCAGCACUGCGUUGUAAAAAUUACCGUCAGUUGAAAGCCUUAUUCGUCGCGUCCCUUAUUUUCAAAAAAAAUAUGUGAAAUAACCCGCCCCUAAUACAAUAAAAAUUGCUGAUUCGGAUCAAAAAUAAUGCUAAGGUAUAUUAUGUAUUAAAAAUGUUAAAUAUUUAUUGUCAAAGGCUUUUUUGUAUAGAUAAACAAUGAUUGUUGCUAGAAAACUUAUGUACAAAGUUAGCUGUUAAAAUCUUAUAGAUUAUUUUGUAAUUAAUUUGCACUUUAAGUUGCGUAAGAUAGGUAUUAGGAGGAAAAUGGGUAUAAAGUGUAAUUUAAAUAUAAUAUAUUAAAUGUCAGCUAAUGUACAUUAUAAAUUGCUUUUAAUUAUAACAAAAAGUUCGUACUUAUAUCUUCUAUAAUGAUUUUUUGUUUAAAAAGUGUCUAUCCUUCCAUAAAAUAUACAAUAUUGCUAUUAUUUUUAACUUAACUAACAAAUCAUAUUAAAAGUUUAAUAGAAGUAACAAAAUAUCAUAAGCUUAAACUAAUUUGAUGCUAUCGUUGGCAUUCAGUUGUUCUCCCCUCGCAACAGCUUGUCUUUCGACAAAGGUCCCCUCUAAGGCUUUCCACUUGUCUCUAUCUUUUGCUAUACGUAACAAUUCUUGCCCGUUGGCCCGUUGCUUUCUUAAAAUCAUCUUCCAAUCUCUUUGUCUGUCUUCCUCUGCUUUCUCUAGGGUACCAUUCGGUUAUAAUUUUGGACCAUUUCUCUUUCUUUUCUCUUAACAUAUUAUGUCCUGCCUAGCGCCAUUUCAAUUUUCUGUAUACUAUUUAAACAUUUUUGAAUUGAGUUAUCUCUUUUAUCUUUUUAUAUGUACUCUAACUCUUCUCCUUCCUCUCAAUCUGCUUCUCUGUAUCCAAUUCUGAUAUAUUGGUUUUAUUUUAUUGCUGUUCUGUUAAGGCCCAAGUUUGACAUGCGUAUGUUAGACUUGUUACUGACUACAGUCUUCAUAAGCUUUUCUCAAAAAAGAUUUAAAUGAGAUUUUCUCUAGCGUAUUAUGGUAAGCUCCCCAUUAAAUUUAGUGUGAUGUUUCAUUGCAAUCAGGUCAUAAAUUAAAAGGCAAAGUUACAGUACCGUACACAAAAUUAAACUUCCUUAAUAUUGUAAGCAACGAAAUCAACGUGAACAAAGUGGCGGGCUCCAUUAUGUUUAAUGUCAAUACAAUUUCAUAAUAACAUGUUGCCUUUGCAAGUCUUAACUGUACCUUGCUGCGAGUAACUGGUUUUUCAAGAACUAGCAUAGUAAGGAAAAAAUAUUUAAAGCAUUGCUUUGCAGUAAUAAAUAUUAGUCAAAAACUUAUCAGAUUUUUACAAAACGGUACACACAUUACAAUAUCAAUGACUAGUGCCUUUCGAAGUCGCAAUUAAUUACUAUAAGAAAUUUGCUGUGUUUUUCGCUUAAAGUAUUUAACCAAAAGGAGACGAGAAGCGAAAAGAAUAACGGCUGUUACUUUACAAUAUACAACAGCUGUUAUUUUACUUAGCAGUAUGAAAUAAUGCACAGAUAUAUUAUAUUCUUAUAAAAUAUAUCCGUACGUUUUGAUGGUUGAUGUCGGUGUCUCCAACUUGGUUACAUACUCUAAGUUGGUUACAUUUCUGUACUAUGUAAAUUAUAUUGUAAUAUAUGAGUAAUAUAUAAUACAGCAUGACUGGUUAGAAACUAACGAUACUCAUGGGCUUGUUAGUUAUAUGAA
Messenger RNA from Leptidea sinapis, 4309 nucleotides. RefSeq names its product delta-sarcoglycan-like. The transcript is spliced from 7 exons. Gene Ontology annotation, biological process: cardiac muscle tissue development; heart contraction. The record is from RefSeq and is a predicted model, not a curated record. Bases 334 to 1344 code for a protein of 336 amino acids. Gene Ontology annotation, cellular component: sarcoglycan complex; sarcolemma. Lineage: Eukaryota; Metazoa; Arthropoda; Insecta; Lepidoptera; Pieridae.